Molecule: messenger RNA, 153 nt
Organism: Rhodotorula graminis WP1
Lineage: Eukaryota; Fungi; Basidiomycota; Microbotryomycetes; Sporidiobolales; Sporidiobolaceae
Product: ADP/ATP carrier
Exons: 2
Biological process (GO): mitochondrial ATP transmembrane transport; mitochondrial ADP transmembrane transport
Cellular component (GO): mitochondrial inner membrane
Molecular function (GO): ATP:ADP antiporter activity
Source: RefSeq, a predicted model, not a curated record
CGCAAGAUUGUCGCCGCCGAGGGCGUCUCGUCGCUCUUCAAGGGUGCCGGUGCCAACAUCCUCCGCGGUGUCGCUGGUGCCGGUGUCCUGUCGAUGUACGACAAGCUCCAGGAGCUCGUCUUCGGCAAGGUCUACUCGGGCGGCUCGGGCUAA